This is a messenger RNA of Opisthocomus hoazin, 1656 nucleotides long. The record is from RefSeq and is a predicted model, not a curated record. Lineage: Eukaryota; Metazoa; Chordata; Aves; Opisthocomiformes; Opisthocomidae.
AUGGAGGUGAAGUGGAUUCACAUGUUGUUUAUCUUCUUCUUCCUGUUGUCUGUUGCAAUGACGGGCUGUUUUCUGUGGCAGUACAGCCUCCCCAAGGUGGAGCCCCGCCCAUCUGUGAUGGAAGUGAGAUCAGAAGCUGUGCAGAUGUGCCCUCGCUAUCCUGAACCAGUACCUCUGGACCACCCAAUCCCUGUUCUGAAGGACGCGUUGGAGAAGGUAGAUAUGAUGCUGCGCCAAAAGAUUCAUAGCUCUGGUCUCCCUGCCAUAUCUGCCAUUGUUAUCUACAACGACACUGUACUCUGGACAGGCAACUUCGGGAAGAAGAAUGGUUCAGACCCCUCCUCAGUGGUGCCCAAUGAGUACACUAUUUACAGAAUUGCCAGUGUCUCCAAGAUCUUCCCCACCAUUAUGUUGUACAAGAUGUGGGAGGAAGGAAAAGUCACGUCGCUUGAUGACCCAUUGGAACGUUAUGCCCAGAACUUUGUUAUUAAGAACCCUCUGGGAAGGCUCAAGGAAUCAGAACAGAGAUACACAGCAGAUGGGCUGAUAUUUUUGGAAAAAGGCUCAAUGCCAUUUAAGCCAUCACCUGUUACCUUGCGCAGAAUGGCCAGCCAGCUCUCAGGUCUGCCCCGGCGGCUGCGAUCUACCAGCCUGCUGUGGAAGGGCAAUACACAAGAUGCUCUAGCUCUCCUGAAAGAUGAUGUCUUGGUUGCUGAUCCAGGAACCAGAUGCCACUACAGCAAUCUGGCCUUCUCACUGAUGGCACACGUGCUAGCUGACCAUGCAGCUGAGGGGCAAUACCAGCGCUGGAUCUCAGAGAAUAUCCUGGACCGCUUGGGCAUGGAAGAUACUGGCUUCGACAUCACACCACCGAUCCGCUCCCAGAUGGCUGUGCGGCCUUCUGGACAGAUGUACUCCACAGCUGCUGACCUUGCCAAGCUGGCAAUGGUCUUCUUAGGCACCUACCACCGUCGUCUCUUAGAGCCUGACACAGUAAAGACGAUGCUGACCCCUCUGUUUAAGUGCUCCACUGAAUACUUUGCUAACAAGACCGGCACACCCUGGGAGAUUAAUGAGCAAUUGGGAUAUGAUGUCAUUAGGAAGGAUGGAGACCUCGAUGGCUAUUCAGCUACUUUCUCUCUUAUCCCCAAGCUCCGCCUGAGCUUCAUUGUGUUGAUGGCAGGGCCCAGGCCUCAGAGUGGAGAUAUUGUGACUCAGACAUAUGAGUAUCUCAUUCCUGCCAUGGAGACGGCAUUCAGAGAUGCAGAGAAAAGCUUGAUUCCUCCUCCAAGUCCAGGCCCUUAUGUUGGCUACUAUACUUAUUCCAACCUGACUUUUUAUGAGAUCAAAGUUGGACCUGGUGGGGUGCUGGUCAUGCAGCAGUUUGGGCCUCAUGUGGAAGAGCUGAUUCCUGAAAAGUACCGGACAAUCAAGCUCCACCACCUGGAAGAUCGUGUUUUCCAAGUUGUUUUUGACAAGGAGUUCCCAUGUGUUCUGCACCUGGGCUCUGCCUCUAUCUCACUGGAGACCCAAAAUGGGCAGCUUUUCAACUUUUAUCCAUUUGAUCGUAAGGGUUUGUCUCCUGGCUUUGAUGCACCAGGGCUGAACACAUACAAUGUGGUGCGUGUACUUCGUAAACCUGUAUUCUAUAGCUAA